AUGGAGUACGGCUACUUGAGCGGUGCCGGUGGCGGGUUCGAUAGCGGCUGCCUCGGUUCAGGAGGUGGCGAGUUAUCGUGGGGAGAGCUGGCAUCAUGUGGCCAGAUGUCACAGGCAGCAUAUCGGUACCAGGGAAUGCGGUACCAGCCUCCACCUCCACAGUGCGCGCGCCCUCAAGACGCUGCCAUGAGGAAUCACCACAUAUUCCCGCCAUCCAUGAACCUGCAACCCGGUCUUCCCUACAAAGUGUACGGCAGUCACGAAGGUUCGUUGACAGAGAAACGAAAGCAAAGACGAAUCCGUACGACGUUCACAUCGGCACAACUGAAGGAGCUCGAGCGAGCGUUCCAGGAGACGCACUACCCCGACAUAUACACCAGGGAGGAGAUCGCGAUGAAAAUAGACCUCACAGAGGCGAGGGUGCAGGUAUGGUUUCAAAAUCGGCGGGCGAAGUUUCGCAAGCAGGAGCGUUUAGCGCAACAGAAAGCGGGUGAGGCGCCAGUCAAAGCGGAGGGCAAGCGGGAUAAGCCUGCGUCCCCCGCACCUUCGCCGCAUCCUGCGCCCGCGCCGCCUUCCAACCAGCCCACCCACCACGCUUUGCCACAUCUCUCACCACCAGACCUCAAACCUAUUACCUCAGCAGCCAACAAACUAUGCGAAGAACUGAACGGAGUUGGAGGCGAAGGACAUGUGCCAGUGAGCAGCGCCGGCGGAGGCAAAUGGGCCGGCGGGUGCGGACUGCUUCGCCAGCCGUCGGGAUUCCCUCUGCUGGGAGUCGCACCACAUAACUAUCUCCUCUCCGACCAUCUCGGCACCCUUGCCAAAACGAAUAACCAUCUUUUCUAAUGGGCGUCAAGUGGUCGCCCCGUUGACUCACCGUUCGCGCCGCGAUGAGUUGCUGGGUGCGCACAGUGAAUCGAAGACCCGAUACCCACUUUUCUACAUGUAGGUACAUGAUUUUGCUGUAAUUGGACUCAAGUGAAUAUUGACUGGCAUCGUUGGUGGCCCGGACUAAACAAUGGUCUCACGCGCCAUGAGUGACAAGUGUCCAUUAAAUAUACUACUGCAAUAACGAGGUUACAAUUUAGAUAAUAUAUUUAUUGUAAACAGCUUAACAUACAAGCUUUUUGUAUGUACGAUGUAUUUUUAAUUAGAAUACGAUGUAGGCAACGAUUUCGUAGUUAGAUAAUAUAAUAAAAUUUAUAUUUUGUGUGAUAUGACUGUAAAUAAACAUUCCCAAACAUUGUAUACGUUUUAUCGAAGUAUACUUUCCUAUAAAGGCGAAACGCGUUUGAAACUAUUUGUAAUGUACUUUAAUAUCCUAUGAACCAUUUAAAUUUUAUUUACUAAUGUUUGAAUAGACACGUGCCUACUGCAUGGUGUCUAUUUUCUGUAGACAAAUCCUGCAAUAGAAAUUGUAGAAUAUGAGCUGUUUCUUUGAAUUACGUGUUUUAUGUGUGGAUAUGUUAUAAAUAUAGUGGGAAAGGAUGGAAUUGUAAAUAUGUAAUAAAAUAAUGUUUGUACAUAUACGUAAUAAUAGUGUACUACGAGUAUGUGUAAUAAAUUGAUGAAUUUGUGGAGGGUGUUUUAAUAAAGCGAAUUAUAAAUCGUCA
Molecule: messenger RNA, 1613 nt
Organism: Manduca sexta (tobacco hornworm)
Lineage: Eukaryota; Metazoa; Arthropoda; Insecta; Lepidoptera; Sphingidae
Product: paired mesoderm homeobox protein 2A-like
Exons: 4
Coding region: 1-846 (281 amino acids)
Biological process (GO): regulation of transcription by RNA polymerase II
Molecular function (GO): DNA-binding transcription factor activity, RNA polymerase II-specific; RNA polymerase II transcription regulatory region sequence-specific DNA binding
Source: RefSeq, a predicted model, not a curated record